Engraulis encrasicolus (European anchovy) is the source of this 4623-nucleotide messenger RNA. RefSeq names its product thyroid hormone receptor alpha-like. NCBI's taxonomy places the organism in Eukaryota, Metazoa, Chordata, Actinopteri, Clupeiformes, Engraulidae. The coding region runs from base 905 to 2158 and encodes 417 amino acids. Gene Ontology annotation, molecular function: nuclear receptor activity; zinc ion binding; RNA polymerase II cis-regulatory region sequence-specific DNA binding. The transcript has 10 exons. Gene Ontology annotation, biological process: thyroid hormone receptor signaling pathway; cell differentiation; negative regulation of transcription by RNA polymerase II. The record is from RefSeq and is a predicted model, not a curated record.
CUACAGCAAUGCUGUUGCAUUUCCCUGUCGGCAGGCAGCCCUUCAUGAAGUGGAGCACAUAUUUUUCUGACAUUGGUAAUCGGAAAACUCAGAAGACAUCUCUUGCAAAAUACAGCGAUCUAUGCAAGAUUCAUACUUCUGUGCUCAGUGGCGUUAUUCCGGAGCGUUUUGUUGUAUGUAGGUUCGCCGGAACGCGGGUUGUAGCCUACUUCUAUUGGCUGCUCGAAAGCGAGCAGCGAUAAACCACUUGCCCGGACUUCCAUGCACCCGCCUGGGUUAGUUGAGAAGAAACAUUCACCAGUGAGCGCGGACUUGGUGUAGGCGCACCAGAAGCUAAAGGGGUAGGAAGGUACCAGAAGCGUUGGCAGAGCUACUCAGCUGGAGGGGCAGGGGGCAGGAGCUUCUCACCUGAGCGCCAGGUUUGUCAGCACAGCUGUCCCAGUCACAACCCUUCACUGACUAGCUCCGGACGAAGAAGAGGUAUUGCGGUGACAUCAUCUCUUGUGUCUUUUGGGGACACCUCCUCCUCCACCUCCAUCUCUGUCUCUCUCUGUUUUGUGACACUUCAACUGCGCCUUGGCGGAGCCGAGCGUUGUCUCACCCUCUGAGGACACCACACCGUCCCUCUCCCGUGUCUCUUCCUUGCGUCCUGCAGUCGUGCUGUCCCCUUAGUCCGAGGACACUUGGCCUCCCCUGUGUCUCCAUACUGCAGCCGCGUUGUCCCUUCCACUCUGAUGGCUGUAGACUGAGGACCCAGCUGGCCAGCUGAGCUGCCUUGAGCUGUGAACGAGGGGGAGAGAGAGGGAGGGAGAGAGAGAGGAGAGGGAGAGAGCGAAUGCCGGACGAGAGGGGGCGGGGCAGGCCACGCGAGUACGUCAGCGGCUAGUGGAUGGAACUCAGGUGAAUGGAACACAUGCCAAAAGAGCAGGAGACGAACCUAUCAGAGGGAGAAGAGAAAGGGUGGUGUAAUGGUUUGAAGAGGACGAGAAAGAAGAGCCAAUGUUCAGUCAAGAAUGUGACUGGUAAUAACAUGCUUCCAUCCGGCUAUAUCCCCAGCUACCUGGAGAAGGAUGAGCCAUGUGUGGUAUGUGGAGACAAGGCCACUGGCUACCACUACAGGUGCAUCACCUGCGAAGGAUGCAAGGGGUUUUUCCGGCGCACCAUCCAGAAGAAUCUGCACCCGUCGUACUCCUGCAAGUAUGACAGCAGCUGCAUCAUCGACAAGAUCACGCGCAACCAGUGCCAGCUGUGCAGAUUCAACAAAUGCACUGCCGUCGGCAUGGCGAUGGACCUGGUGCUGGAUGACAGUAAGCGUGUGGCUAAGCGGCGGCUGAUUGAGGAGAACCGUGAGAAGCGUAAGAAGGAAGAGCUGGUGAAGACGCUGCAGAGUCGACCGGAGCCCACGGGGGCCGAGUGGGAGCUCAUACGCCUCGUCACCGACGCCCACAGACACACCAAUGCAGCCCAGGGAUCCACCUGGAAACAGAAGAGGAAGUUCCUGCCGGAUGACAUAGGCCAGUCGCCGAUGACGACGACCCCGGACGGUGACAAGGUGGACUUGGAGGCCUUCAGCGAGUUCACCAAGAUCAUCACACCUGCCAUCACGCGCGUCGUCGACUUCGCCAAGAAGCUGCCCAUGUUCUCAGAGCUGCCUUGUGAAGACCAGAUCAUCCUGCUGAAGGGCUGCUGUAUGGAGAUCAUGUCGCUGCGGGCGGCGGUGCGCUACGACCCCGAGAGCGAGACGCUGACGCUGAGCGGCGAGAUGGCCGUCAAGCGGGAGCAGCUGAAGAACGGAGGCCUGGGCGUGGUGUCGGACGCCAUCUUUGACCUGGGCAAGAGCCUGGCGCAGUUCAACCUGGACGACUCGGAGGUGGCCCUGCUACAGGCCGUGCUGCUCAUGAGCUCAGACCGUACGGGCCUGACGUCCGUGGAGAAGAUCGAGAGCAACCAGGAGCGCUACCUGCUGGCGUUCGAGCACUACAUCAACCACCGCAAGCACAACAUGGCGCACUUCUGGCCCAAGCUGCUGAUGAAGGUGACGGACCUGCGCAUGAUCGGGGCCUGCCACGCCAGCCGCUUCCUGCACAUGAAGGUGGAGUGCCCCACCGAACUCUUCCCGCCGCUCUUCCUCGAGGUCUUCGACUACCAGGACGAAUGACGGCCAGCACGCGCCGCCACCAGCCCUGCACAACAGCAGAGGGUGCUGUAGAGGUGGUGCGUUGUGGUGGCGGCGGCGGAGAGGACUGAGAGGAGAGAGGAGAUGGAGGGCGGUGUGAGAGGAAGGAAAGAAGGGUGGAAAGAGGGAUGAUGUUUUUUUUUCUUUGUUUUUUGUGAGUUGGGUUGGGAGGAGAGGAUGGAACACACCCCCACCCCCCACCCCGAAAAAAAUAGGUCCAUCGAGGAACAAUGAACAAGAAUCAGAAGGGGGGAAGGGUGGUGGGAGUUUUUUGUUUAUUUCUUUAUUUGUUUCUUUUUUUAAACUCACUCUUCUCUUCCGUUCUCUCUUGUUCCUCUACACCUCUCUUUCCCUCUCUCUCUCUCCAUCUUGCCUAGCCAGACUGAGACUGGUGUCCGCCAGGCGAGGUGCCAAUGCACCCCCUGAACCCUAAAUCCAGCCCCCCUCCUCAACCAGACGUCCAGAGUGCUUGGCACACUCAAUGCCACAACUUGGACAACUCUGAAGUGUCACCCUGUCACCCAGACUCUCUCUCUCGAACUCUCGAACUCUGUUGCUCUCUCUAUCUUUCUUCUUCUCUCCCACGCUCCAUUUCCCCCUCUCUCUUUCUCUCACUCUCUCAUUCUGUCUGCACCUUUUCUCUCUCUCUCUCUCUCUCUCUCUCUCUCUCUCUCUCUCUCUCUCUCUCUCUCUCCUAGUCCAUGACCCUGCUGGGAAAGCUGAUAUUUCCUUUAACCAGUGAAGCUAGCAUCCGAGAACCUACACCUACCUCCCGACCUUACUACUUACCUCCCAGCCGAACCUAACUCUUAGCUGAUUUACAAGGUGCAAAAAAAACAACAGACAAACAAACAGCAACCAACCACACACAUCUACACCUCAGCCAGUGGCUCUGUCUAUCUGUGAAAUCUACUCGUUUUUUUGUUUGUUUUUUUUUCCAACUCAAAACCCACGUGUAGGAUGCCACUUGCUAGCGUGCUACAGCUAGCAUACUGCAAGAUAGUACAGUAGAAUCACAGUGCAGUACAGAGCAGUGUAGUACUGAGUACCGUACAGUACAAUACAGUACAUUGUAGACCAGGGGUGUCAAACGUAAGGCCCGUGGGUCAGAUGCGACAAAGGGUCGUCUUGUCGAGUAAGAUACACCCCAACCCACACAUACCCACUGCAAAGGAGUGUGCUGAAAAGCAUGGGCUUGGUGACUCUUACUCUACUAGACAAUUCGAUUAGACAAUUUGGAUGCGGCCUGCAAGAUGGUGCAAUCCGGCCCCACACUUGUAGACCGGUUAAAAACGAAGAGUGUCAAAAAUAAGAACUUCAAUCUCUAGCCCAUUACAAAAUUUGCUGCAGUUGUCUGAGAUUUCAGGGGUUUAAUACUGGAGAACAAAUGUCUUUUAUCUGGCUGCAUUUGCAGUCGAUGCUCCUGAUAUUACCCACACACUGCCACCCGCCUCGAGAUAGUGAACUAGCAAUGCCAUUCCAAUUGUGAGCAGAACAUUUUCGAUAUGUUGCAAUCACGUCAGUCGUCUGGCCCACUUGAGAUAAACCAGGCUGCAUGUAGCCCUUGAACUAAGAUGCGUUUGACACCCCUGGUACUGCACAGCAUAAAGGCCUUAUAUGAGCCGGUUGUGUGUUCAUUUUCCAGUAUAGUGUCCAACCUAGUUGUCAUUUCAACCUGUUUUUUUGUUUUUGUUUUUUGCACUCUUUUCGAUGGACCCUCCUCAUCAUGAUCUGUAUAAUGUAAUCUACCAUGUGAGACUGUGUCACAGUAUCGUAUCAUAUGAUUUGGUAUGUGAGCGAGCUGUCCGUUCUGCCUCGCUGACAUAGCAGCAUAUUAUAUGAGUUAUCCCAUGCUGUUUUGUCUGCAGACACAGUAUGCUAUGCCAGCUCUGUACUCAACUGCAGGGUAGUAUGCUACGGUAUAGUAUGAUGAUGUGAGCUGUCUACCCUGCAGACCUGCCGUUUAACAUGUCAGCCAUGUAGUAUGUACUCUGUAAAUCACACAAUAUAGUAUACGAGCUCUCUCUGCUGACAAGCAGACACAUCCUGAAUAGUAUACUACGUAGUAUUUGAGGUGACGUGCGUACUCUGCAGACACCUCCUGAAUAGUAUACUAUGUAGUACAUGACAUGAGGUGCACAGUGCACAGUAUACAGUACAGUAUAGUAUGCGAUUGAAGUAUUCUGCAGACAGGCAGGCAACACAAUACAGUAUAGUAUAGUAUAGUAUAGUAUAGUAUAGUAUAGUAUAGUGCAGUAUAGUAUUCUAGUACGUGAGUGGAAUAGUCUGCAGAGCGGCAGGCAUAUCACCACCAAUGCAAAGAGCUCAUCACUUCCAUAAUACCUCAUCCAUGUGCCUCAGCGUGGGCACACCAGUGUGCUUACUACAUCUGUAUAAUGACACACACACACACACACACACACACACACACACACACACACACACAC